CGGAACGGUCUGUCAGUUGUAGGAGCUUAACAUGGACAGCUAAGUAAUAUUUGAUCACUUUAAAUCGCAGUAUGUUGCAGUAAUAUAUUUCUGACAGGUUUCCCUGCUUUAAAAUACAAACGAGCUCCUGACUUGUAAAUAUUGGGCGGGUUAGCUUUCGGAAUUGGCAGUAAUACGGUGUUAAAGCCGCGUCUGUGUGGAGCACUAGCCUGUUAGCAGACGUCAUUUUCACACUGUAUGACAGCUGGGUAACUUAUUUGACUUUUACCUGCAAUGAACUGCCGGUCUAACUGUCGAACCGGUGUCUUUCCAUCUUACUGAUGGUCUUGCAAGGGUGACUCAGUGGUUCCUGGAUGUUUAGUAGUAAAAUCAAAGACGACUACAGCUAGCAGGAAGCUAGCUCGCUCAUCGCUGAAAAUGGGUCUAAAAGGUUCUGUGAGGACGAAAAGAACAUUUUUGUUCUUCACCAUUUCUAUUUUAGUCUUCGCCAAAGCACUAACUGUUGAUGGACUUGAUCAAGAGGAUGAUGAAUCUGAGUUGAAGUCAUACCAUGAUCCUGAGUCAGAAGAGGAGGAUCUUCGUCUGGCAGCACGAAUCUUGGCCGAUGGUUCUGUACAUUCUGAAGUUUCUGAGCCAGAAGAGGUGAAGCAGCAUCCUGAAGAAGUUGAAGGAGAGGAGAAGGAGGACUUGCCGGAACAACCUCCUCCAGUUUUGGAGAAACAGAAAGAAAUAACCAUUGUGAAUGGAGGAACUGCCCACGGGGAGCCCUGCAUCUUCCCAUUCCUCUUUCAAGGGAAGGAGUACCCAGACUGCACCACAGAUGGUCGGGGAGAUGGAAGACUGUGGUGUGCCACCACCUAUGAUUACGACAGGGACAAAAAGUGGGGCUUCUGUGAGACUGACAAGCAGGCGCAGCAGAGGCUGCAGGCAGAGGAGGUGGAGGAAAUGUACCAGAACGUUCUGCACAUGCUCAAUGCUACGACAAGAAAAACCCAGAAGAAAGAAUUAUACGACAAGCUGAUGAAGGUAGCGGAGAAGGGUCACCAGAAGGCCACAGAGAAGGUGGCGUAUGCCUUGUUGUUCGGGGACUACAUGAGUCAGAACGUCACCAAAGCUAAAGAAAUGUUUGAGAAGCUCGCUGUGGAGGGGUUUCCCAAGGCUCAGAUGGCUAUGGGAUUUUUGUAUGCCGCAGGACUUGGAGUCAACUCCAGCCAAGCUAAGGCUUUAGUUUACUACACCUUUGGCGCGCUGGGUGGAAACUCGGUUGCCCACAUGAUUCUGGGAUACAGAUACUGGGGUGGUGUCGGGGUUCCCCAAAGCUGCGAGUCUGCUUUGACUCACUACAGACUUGUUGCAAAUCAGGUGGCCAGCGAUGUUUCCCUGACGGGUGGCUCAGCUGUGCAGAAGAUCCGUCUGCUGGAAGAAGUGGAGAACCCAGGAUCCACCAGUGGGAUGUUGGAGGAGGAUUUGAUCCAGUACUACCAGUUCUUGGCUGAGAAAGGAGAUGUACAAGCUCAGGUGGGACUUGGCCAGCUACAUUUACAUGGAGGACGUGGAGUUGAGCAGAAUCAUCGGAGGGCGUACGACUACUUCACCCAGGCUGCAAAUGCAGGAAACCCUCAUGCGAUGGCUUUUCUCGGCAAGAUGUACUCGGAAGGCAGCGAGUUUCUCCCGCAGAACAAUGAGACGGCACUGGACUACUUCAGAAAAGCAUCUGACCUGGGUAACGCAGUUGGGCAGAGCGGCUUGGGCAUGGCUUACCUGUAUGGGAGAGGUGUCCCUGUGAACUACGAACUGGCACUCAAGUAUUUUCAGAAGGCAGCGGAGCAGGGAUGGGUGGAUGGGCAGCUCCAGCUUGGAACCAUGUAUUACAACGGCAUCGGUGUGAAGCGAGAUUACAAGCAGGCGUUGAAGUUCUUCAACCUGGCCUCACAGGCAGGCCAUAUUCUGGCGUUUUACAACUUGGCCCAGAUGCAUGCGACGGGCACCGGCGUGAUGCGCUCCUGCCACACAGCUGUGGAGCUUUUUAAGAACGUGUGUGAGCGCGGCCGCUGGUCUGAGCGGCUGAUGACGGCAUACAGGAGCUUUAAGGAGGGAGAGACCGACGCCGCUCUUGUGCAGUACCUGCUGCUGGCCGAACAGGGAUACGAAGUCGCCCAGAGCAACGUCGCCUUCAUCCUGGACCAAACCGAGGGGGCAAAAAUCUUCAGUGAGAACGAGACCUACCCUCGCGCCCUCCUCCACUGGACUCGAGCGGCAGCUCAGGGUUACACGGUGGCAAGGAUCAAACUGGGGGACUACCAUUUCUAUGGCUAUGGCACCGACGUGGACUACGAGACAGCGGUCAUUCACUACAGACUGGCUUCGGAGCAGCAGAACGGUGCUCAGGCCAUGUUCAACCUGGGCUACAUGCACGAGAAAGGCCUGGGUAUCAAGCAGGACAUCCACCUGGCCAAGCGCUUCUACGACAUGGCGGCUGAGGCCAGUCCUGAUGCUCAGGUGCCAGUCUUCCUUGCCUUGUGCAAACUGGGCCUCAUCUACACCCUCCAGUAUUUGCAAGACCUGAAUUUGAAGGAGAUGGUUUCUCAAGUGGACCUGGACCAGCUUCUCGGCCCGGAGUGGGACCUCUACCUCAUGACGGUGAUCGCUCUGCUGCUCGGAACCGUCAUUGCCUACCGUCAGCGUCAGCACCAAAUCAUCCUGCCGCCUCGCCCUCCCGCGCCCCCGCCCCGACCCCCUCAGGAGCAGCCUCCUGCCCGGGCCGAGGGUCAGGUAGAAGAAACCCCGGCGGCGGGAGGAGCCCGUGAAGAAGAGCCGCCGCCGCCGCCGCCACAGCAGCAGUGAGAGGAGGACUGAAGCAUGAACGUUCGGACAAGCCGGGGCAGAAGUCUGUGCUUCCAGCGUGUUUGUUGACUUCUCCGCCUGAUCUUUAUGUGCUACGGCUGCGGAACGGUCUCGGUCGCUGCAUGAGGAAGCCGGCGUGUGGUGGGACACUUCUGAAAGAGAGAGACGACUUGAAAGACUUGCACGUCUGUGAUGCAGGAUUCGGCUCGGAUGUCACACUGAAAACGUCCCGCAGGUUGUCCAUUCAUUUUUGGACUUGGAUGAUGAGUUUUCCACUUGUUCUGGAGAUUUAUGUUCCGCAUUGUCCAUGCGUUUGUUAUCCCUGCUUCUACUCUCAUCAGCUCAUUUUACCACUGACUUACCGGUCAAAUCCGAAGAAACUGAAAUGAUGGUGACACUGCUGGUUUGCUUUAGUAUUUAAUUUUAUUUUUUAUUUGAUGCAGAAGUGCUUGGUUCACACACCAUACGUGGCACAGUUAGUGGAAAUGAUGUCAUGCCGCGUUCAUUUUACAGAACAGGAUCAGUCAAAUACAGUGUAGUUCGAAGGACGUCCACACAGAAGACGGCGUGCUCAGUUGAUGUUGUCGAAGAAACAAAGUGCCAACACAGAAGAACUCUUCCUGGAUGUCAAGCUACAGAAUUAUGUUCACAACAGAACUCAAGGCUCACAUCUUCAGUUAAACGUUCCCUGUAUAUGCUUACAUUUUCACAUCGAAUUUAAAUGCUAAACUGCCGUAUCCAAUUAUAAGGGUGAAAUUCUACUGCAACAGUUUCUGAAAAUAAUUCUGUAGUUUUAGAGUGAGUACGACAUUUGUAUAAGUUAGGUGCACUAGACCUCCUGUAUUCAGUUUCAGUGGGGUCAUCCUGUCGAAUCACUGUCUGAUCAUGAGAUGUGUUCCUGCCUCCCGUACUGCUUCGACCAUCUCUGGCCGCUGUCGUGUUAUUUCCCUGAUGUAAUGUCUGGCUCAAGGUACCGGCUCGAUCACGGUUGAGCUGGUCUGGAAAUAUGGCUGAGCUCUAACAGACUGUUAAAACCACUAAGGGGGUUUCAUAUUCGGCAUAGUUUUUUCUAAUUCUUCUCAAUUCUCGGUGACAGAAAUGUCUCAGCUGGAGAAGGCGACUGACUUUAGCCAUACUUUUUUUUUUCUUUUCAGUUUUCAUUCGUUAGCUUUAGAAGGAAGCCGUGCAUGAGAAAGGCUGCUGGAUCAUAACAGUAAAUCAAAAAAUGUUCCUCGGGAAUCAGCAGGACUUUGUUUUGACACCUUUUAC
Messenger RNA from Synchiropus splendidus (mandarinfish), 4113 nucleotides. RefSeq names its product SEL1L adaptor subunit of ERAD E3 ubiquitin ligase (gene sel1l). The coding region runs from base 418 to 2844 and encodes 808 amino acids. The transcript has 21 exons. Gene Ontology annotation, biological process: ERAD pathway. Gene Ontology annotation, molecular function: protein binding. The record is from RefSeq and is a predicted model, not a curated record. Gene Ontology annotation, cellular component: endoplasmic reticulum membrane. Lineage: Eukaryota; Metazoa; Chordata; Actinopteri; Syngnathiformes; Callionymidae.